CUUAACUAUAUUUAAACUAAAAAUUCCCAAUAGCACCUUAACUGAAGAAAUUGCUAAAAUGCAGGCAAUAGUUAAAAUAAAAAAAUUUUUAUGUACUUCAAUAGAAAUUUUAAUUUGGUACAAAUAUUUUAGUCCAAUUAUUACUGUUGGAAAUAUUACAGGAAGCUUGAAAUUAUGGGGUUCUCUUAAACAAAAUGCUUUUGCAAAUGAUAAUUAUGGUUGGAAUAUCGCUAAUGUGAUAAAAAAAUAUACAGCAAAUCUAAACAUCACAGAUUUAUCUAGUUAUCUUGACAAUCAUCCAAUUUGUUAUGAUGCUGCUCCUUCGGACUUACGAACGACCUCAUUUAAUUACUCAAGUCCAAAAAGAACUCCUACAACCUUUAGAUUUAUAGAUCCUGUAAAUAAUUCUCAAAGUAAUUUACAACAAA
Messenger RNA from Racocetra persica, 428 nucleotides. Lineage: Eukaryota; Fungi; Glomeromycota; Glomeromycetes; Diversisporales; Gigasporaceae. The record is from the annotation of a GenBank genome assembly.